CGAUUCUGUGUGGGCCUCUCUGAAUGGACCCUGAGCCGUGACAGUGAGCUGAACGCCAUGAUUGACAUCAGCAAGAGAGUGGACCUGAAGCUGAGCGAGGACGUGUUGGCCUACGUGAGGAGCAAGAUGGCGUCGGAGAGCAGGCGAGCCAUGCUGGAGGAGGAGCUGGAGGUGGUGCUGAAGAAGGUCCUGCUUGGCCUGGAGGAGCUCGACAGCUUUGUGGAGGCGGUGGAGUGGCUGGCGGUCACCACGCCGCACGUCUUCCGGGAUGAGGUGUUCAAGCUGCCCGACGGUGUCAGCUGCUGCGACGUGAAGCUUGCCAUUGGCGGCGCGCGUCAGGCAUGCCCACUCGCCAUGGAGUUUAAGAGAGACGCAAAGGUCUUCUUCCUGCCCAAGCUUGACAACGUGCAGGUGCUGAUUUACAUGCUGGACAAAUACAUCCAGACCACACUCAACAUGUGUCUCCUGUUGAACAAAAGCAAGUUCUGCCUCAACAUGACCAUGAAAGCUGCAUUGGACCUUGGCGUGGAGCUCCAUGUGGACCUGCCUGCAGUCGACAGGAUGCUUCAUCACAUCAACACCUGUGACAACAUCAGGAAGGACGCAAACUUCCGGCUGGUCUUCAUGCUGCAGGAUGCCGCCAGCCGUCGCUUCGUCAUGGAGUUCAGCCAGCGCCGUUCCAGGAUGCUGGAGCUUCUGGACGAACUGGAUCAGAGUGCCUCAGAUCUGGUCAGGAUGAACAGAGCUAAAAAAAUCUCCAGCGUGGUGGGGAGCUCGGUGGGCGUUGUCAGUGGUGUGCUGUCCAUCACCGGUCUUGCCAUGUCACCUGCUUCUGGUGGAGCAUCUCUGAUUCUGAGCAUGGUGGCGCUGGGCCUCGGCCUCUCCGGCUUUGCCAGCUGCAUUGCGGUCUCUGCCACAGACUUCACAAUCAACCAGAAACACAAGAACAAAGCCAGUGAGGUGUUUGAGAACUUCAUGCAGGAUGUGCAGUGUCUGGACGACGCCACCAGAGAAGCCGGUCGACUGGACAUGGCCGUCAAUGCGGUUCUUUGCCAGGUGGACGCUGUUGAAAGAGUGGCUUCUUUGCAUGUAGACGCCACCUCCACUACCAAGACGCUCAAAAGCAACCAGGUGGUCACAAGGAUCGGCAAGGUGGUGGUCCAGGGCGGAAAAGCUUUCCGAAAUGUCCACAAGAUGGUGGCGGACGUCCAAAGAGUGAGCCAGACGGCUGCUAGAAGCUCCCUGCUGGCGUUACGCACGGCCAAGGCCGGCCUUAUCCCGCUCAACGGGAUCUUCGUCGGCCUCGACGUCUUCAUCAUCUGCAUGAACGGCGUCGCUCUGGUCAAAGGAUGCCACACCGACGUCUCCCGUUUCAUCCGAGCCAGGACCGCCCUGUGGCGCUCCGAGAUGGACUUGUGGCAGAGGAUCUCGGACUCUCUGGUCCAAGGGAUGCUGUCCCUUGAGAAGAACCAGGCUGUCAUGGAGGCAGAGUUUUACAAAGACGACCAACAGGAAGAAAGACGACAUUGUGUCAUUCAGUAGCAACCAUGCUGACCUGAUGUCCUACACAAUAUCAAACUUACACAAAGCAGCUUGAAACACCCCCACAAAGUCGCACAAACACUUCCAGAGCUCCGACUGUGCCGCUGACACACAUGACAGGGUAGCGUGUGUUUGGAAAGCUUCUGCAGUCGCCUGCAGUAUUUACUCACAAGGAGAC
Molecule: messenger RNA, 1720 nt
Organism: Dunckerocampus dactyliophorus (ringed pipefish)
Lineage: Eukaryota; Metazoa; Chordata; Actinopteri; Syngnathiformes; Syngnathidae
Gene: apol
Product: apolipoprotein L
Exons: 3
Coding region: 58-1542 (494 amino acids)
Biological process (GO): lipid transport; lipoprotein metabolic process
Cellular component (GO): extracellular region; membrane
Molecular function (GO): lipid binding
Source: RefSeq, a predicted model, not a curated record